UGUAAAUAUUGAUGCCGGCUUAGCCAGCGAUGGUGUCUUCUCGAUUGAGCUUCGGAACGACAGUGAAAAAAAAGCAUUUCUAUUCUGAAUAGUUAACGGUAAACAGCAAAAAAAUUAUGAGCACAAAUAGACCCUCGACCGAGGUGCUUACACUUCGUAAGCAUUUUGCUCAAAAUGACCGCCAACGCGAGCUGAGUGUACACUCACUGAAAGUGCAUUGCGUAACCUGGAACCAAGAUGGACGUAGACUAGCCUCGGGUAGCCUUGACAAGAGUGUUACUAUAUUUAAUCUGGAAAAAGAUCGACUGGCAAAGGAUACAACGCUUCGUGGACACUCGGAGUCGGUCGACCAAUUGUGCUGGCAUCCACGUAACCCUGACGUGCUUGCAACAGCAUCCAUUGAUCGAAGUGUGAAAUUAUGGGACGCGCGCCAGCCUAAAGCAGUUCACACAGUUGCUACGAAAGGCGAAAACAUCAAUAUCUGUUGGCACCCGGAUGGUCAAACUCUUGCUGUUGGAAACAAAGAAGAUCUGGUGUCGUUUGUAGAUGUGUCAACGUUCAAAAUUCGUCAGGAGCAACAAUUCAAAUUUGAGGUGAACGAAAUGUCCUGGGACAAAAGCGGCUAUUUUUUCUUUCUUACAAGCGGACUUGGCUGUAUUCAUGUAUUCAGUUACCCGGAGAUGACUAGUAUUCAAGUACUGCAGGCUCAUCCGUCCAAUUGUAUAUGCAUAGAGUUUGAUCCUCGUGGGCGUUAUUUUGCAACCGGCAGCUCAGAUGCCCUCGUCUCACUUUGGGAUGUUAACGAACUUAUUUGCAUUCGUACCUUCAACAGGUUGGACUGGCCAGUUCGUACACUAAGCUUUAGCCACGAUGGAAAGUUAAUUGCAUCGGCGUCUGAGGACCUUGUUAUAGACAUUGCACACGUUGAAACAGGUGAAAUGGUUCACCAAAUUCCUGUUAAAGCGUCGACGUUCUCAGUGGCAUGGCAUCCAAAACGGCACCUAUUGGCGUUUGCUUGCGACGAUAAAUAUCCGUUGUCAGAAGAUCGAGAAAGGGACGCGGGCCUCGUAAAACUUUUUGGAUUAAGUAGAGAAUAGACUAUCUUCAAUUUUGUUUUGCCUCUUAUAGUAUUUCGAAGUGCGAUGUUGAAAAUGUCGUAUAUGUAACAAAAAUAAUUGUAUUUAUUAAUUCGUAUUUCUCGCCAUCAGAAGAAAUGUGAGUACUAGCCGGUUUAAAUAUAUUAAAUAGAGAACGCAUUUAUUCGUCCGAGCAUACUGUGUAUGUCAUUAGAUCAGUAAAAACAAAUUGACAUACCAAUGUAAAGGACUGCAUGAGCGUUGCAACGCGUGCAGGUGGGGCAUAUGUAGGGAAUACUGUGGUGGUAACUUUAUACAAUUUUGUUAAGACUAAGAGAAGAACUCGCGGAGAGUUCUUCUCUCAGUCUUGAGUACGCAAAUGUCAGAAUUUGCUGGUGGAAUUUAUUUGAUAAACUGAUGUAUAAUGGCAUGUUCAUGUAAAUAAACAAUGUUAUAUAUUGUCUUGUGAAAUGAAUAAUUGCAGAUAUUAAUAUCUGCUUCCUAUUUCAUAUUUACUUCUAUAUCAUGGUAACUGAGGUGCAUGUCUAUGUUGUCUGUAUGUGUGUGGAGACCUACGAAUCCCUAAGUAUUCUGAGGGCUUGCGUAAAGGACCAACUUUGUCCAGUUAUACCACAUUGGCCUAUGCCUAUUGAACCUACACGCGCUUCGAUAAAGCUGCAUGUGAGGUAAUUAAUAUGUAGCUACUUGAUGUAUAGCAGUAGAAGCAGUGUUCUAAUCUAUCGUAUGACAUCGCACAGCGAAGAAGUUUGCAUCACUUCAUUGACUCAUAAGAUGAUGACUGAGUUUCCUUGUCGUAACCGCUUAACCGGAAUAUUAGUUACAUUAUUGUUCAGGUCUGCGUGUAAUCAUCAACCGUGCCUAUGGUAUCCAAUGAAGAACAAAGAUUUUCUUGGUGAAAUCGUACAAAGUUUUUAAUGUCGCUUAUUUAUUCAUUAAAUAUUUAGCAAUCAUAGCAAUGCACAUCGAGCUUUUAACCGCUUUCCGUCUCGCUUUUCCUCUUCGUUGCCUUUUUUCUUGUUUUUGAUGUUAUUCCAUUAGCCAUUCUUCUAGUCCAUUUGCAUUUCCACUUUGCUGUUGAUUUCUCCAUUUCUGCAAUGAAUGCUUCUCCCUAGUCAUUAAAUUAAUUCAUGUACAACUUUUUUCAUGUUGCUCUCAUUAAUUCUAUUAUAAUUUUAUCUAAUGUCACAUUAUAAUUAUCAAGAAUAUGACGUUAUUAUCUCAUUUCGCUUUUUUGCAGUUUUCCUAUUUUUCUAUUAAUUUCUUAGUUUUUUCAAACCAACAAAUUGCAACUUUUCGUCAAUAACGUGCUCACCGUGUAAAGACUUUUUAAUGCUACGAAAAUAAAACUAUAAGAAAAAAGAUGAUUUAAAUGUACGCUGACUUCAUGAUCAUACUGUUAUUCUCGUUAGACGUGCCGUUGAAUGAUUAUGGUAUAAUUGAUAAUAAGCGUAGUUUGCGAAACGGGGUAUGCGUAUGAUAUGUGCCCAUGACAUGAUGAAAGCGAUACGGCCGGAGACCUGUUUUUCGCGAUGCUGCUUUUUGCAAUUUCAUAUUUGAUUGUUUUCGGUUUUCCUCACAGAUCGGGCCAUAGUUUAGUUUCGCUUUAAUAGCCCGAAAUGAUUGUAUGCACGGUUUUAGGUUAUAUAUGUGAAUAGUUGGUGUGAGUUAUCGUAUUUGUUUGUUAACGCAAUCAGUGAAUUUGUUUAUUGCCUUUAACUUUGGACCUAACACGUUCGGUGAAUUUGGGAUUUUAGGUAGGUUACGAAAUAAUACAAGAUGUUACAUAAUCUCUUUUUGUUUAUCGCUUGUUAUGUAUGCAAUUUUUUAGUGGUCGAAUUUGUCUACUUGACAAAACGUGUCCACAAACGUUUUCCGUUAUUCUGCUUUCCGACGGACGGAUAUGGGCAUCGUGCGCGGUCUUCCGUUGAUUUUU
Messenger RNA from Varroa destructor (honeybee mite), 3030 nucleotides. RefSeq names its product THO complex 3 homolog tex (gene tex). Gene Ontology annotation, biological process: mRNA export from nucleus. The record is from RefSeq and is a predicted model, not a curated record. Gene Ontology annotation, molecular function: protein binding. Lineage: Eukaryota; Metazoa; Arthropoda; Arachnida; Mesostigmata; Varroidae. Gene Ontology annotation, cellular component: THO complex part of transcription export complex.